GGUGAGUCGCUGCUGGAUCGCUUAUCUGAGAUCUCAAAGUCCGUCUCGCGUCUGUGCGCGCUCCCCUCUCCGCGGACCUGCCAUGGAUGUUGCUGCUCCUGGAUGUCUAUUCUUUAUCAUUUUCCUGUACUUUCAGAACGCGGAAUCUCUUUACAUCGCCGACAGUAUAGAUUCCCUGCAGCAUGUCCUGAGGGAGUACGGGCUAGUGAAGCCGGUGAGCGUGGAUGGAGACGGACGCUUCCUCUCCCACGCCGUCUCUGCCAGCCGGCUGAGUGGGCAGUGGUCCCAUCGGCGCAGGAGGAGGCAGGCCAACCAGCAUGGAGAGACCAAUGAGUCGGAGACGGACUCAGAGCAGGACCACCUGAAGCACGAGGAGACGCUGUUCUACAACGUUACUGUUUUCGGACAGGACCUUCACCUUCGCCUCAGGCUAAAUUCCAGGCUCGUGGCCCCAGGAGCCAAAGUGGAGUGGCUGGAGGAUGAUAACCAAACGCACUCUGAACCCUUGUUGCCCAGUAACUGUUUAUAUGUGGGUCAUGUUACCAACAUGCAGAACACAUCAGUGGCUAUCAGCAAUUGUGAUGGCCUGGCGGGGAUGAUCCGAGCAGGUCAAGAGGAGUUUUUUAUCGAGCCGCUGGAGAGAGAAGCAGACAUGACAGGAGAAGAGGAAGGAGGGUCCGGACGACAUCACAUCGUCUACCGCUCCUCUGAUAUCAAGAGGCCGCCUGUCAAUCAGCCCGCCGACUUUCACCCCAAAGGGUCCCCUCUGGGCGGUCUAGCUGGAAUGAAGGAUUUACACCACAGUGUUAUGACGAAAGCAAGUAAAGCACGAGCCCGCAGAGAGACAUAUGAAGAUGAAAUCUUUAACAUUGAGGUUCUGUUGGGGGUCGACUGCUCUGUGGUGAUGUUUCAUGGCAGAGAGCACAUCCAGAAGUACCUGCUGACCCUCAUGAACAUUGUGAAUGAGAUUUAUCAGGACAGUUCUCUGGGUGCCCAUAUCAAUGUUGUGCUGGUUAGAAUCAUGAUGCUGUGUUCACAAAAGUCCAUUGGUUUGAUUGAGCUGGGUAACGCCUCUCAGAGUCUGGAGAACGUCUGCCGCUGGGCUUUCCUCCAGCAGAAGGAAGACAAAAACGAUGCGGAAUACCACGAUCACGCCAUCUUUCUCACCAGACAAGAGUUUGGGCCCACUGGCAUGCAGGGUUAUGCUCCUGUGACAGGAAUGUGUCACCCUGUAAGAAGCUGCACAUUGAACCACGAGGACGGCUUCUCCUCUGCUUUCGUGGUGGCCCACGAGACAGGACAUGUUCUGGGAAUGGAACAUGAUGGCCAGGCGAAUGAAUGUGGAGAUGAGGUGCCUAUGGGCAGUAUUAUGGCUCCUCUGGUUCAAGCAGCCUUUCAUCGCUUUCACUGGUCCAGAUGCAGUUAUCAGGAACUAGGGAGAUACCUCAGUACAUAUGAUUGUCUGCGUGAUGACCCGUUUGAUCAUGAGUGGCCGACUCUACCCCAGCUGCCCGGUCUUCACUACUCUAUGAAUGAACAGUGUCGAUUUGACUUUGGCACGGGCUACAUGAUGUGUACUGCGUACAGCACCUACGACCCGUGCAAGCAGCUGUGGUGCAGCCAUCCCGAGAACCCUUUCUUCUGCAAGACCAAGAAGGGCCCUCCUAUAGAUGGAACCAAGUGUGCAACAGGGAAGAACUGUUUCAAGGGCCACUGUAUUAAGUUGACACCGGACAUUCUCAGGCAGGACGGCCACUGGGGACUGUGGACCAAGUUUGGUUCUUGUUCUCGCACCUGUGGCGGUGGAGUUCGGUUCCGCACUCGUGAGUGUAACAACCCGAUACCAGCCAAUGGGGGGCGCACUUGUUACGGAAACAACUAUGAGUUCCAGCUGUGCAAUAUUGAGGAUUGCGAAAAGGACCUGGCUGACUUCAGAGAGGAGCAGUGCAUCAUGUGGAACCCCCACUUUGAGCAUGAGGGCACCAAACACCAUUGGCUGCCUUUCGAACAUCCUGAUCUCGAGGAGAGAUGUCAGCUGUACUGUCAGUCAAAGGAGACCGGAGACGUGGUGUCCAUGAAGAGAAUGGUGCACGACGGCACCCGUUGCUCCUACAAAGACCCUUACAGUGUGUGUGUGCGGGGAGAAUGUGAGAAAGUGGGCUGUGACCAUGUGAUCGCGUCUGAGCAAGAGGACGAUAAGUGUGGGGUGUGUGGGGGAGGCAAUUCAACCUGCAAGAUCGUGAAGGGCAACUUUACCCGCAGCACAAGAAAACCAGGUUUUCUGAAGAUUCUGGAGAUUCCCAGAGGGGCACGCCACAUUAUUAUUCGUGAAUUCAAAGGAACCCCACACAUUCUAGCGGUGAAGAACCAAGCCACGGAUCAUCUGUUUUUGAACGACGAGGGUGAUUUUCCAGAGUCACGUACGGUGAUCGAGAAAGGCGUGGCGUGGGAAUACACUAACAAUGAUGACAUGGAGACGCUCCAAACGACUGGACCGCUCAAAUAUGGAGUUCUCAUUAUGGUUCAGUCUCAAAGUUUUUCUAAGGUCACGCUUUCAUACAAAUACAUCCUGCCGGAGGACCCCCUUUCAUCCAUGGAGAACACGCUGCCUCAAGACGACACGCUUUACUUCGAGUGGGCAUUGAGGAAAUGGUCACACUGUUCCAAGCCGUGCGGUGGAGGGAAGCAGUAUACAAGAUUUGGCUGCCGGAGGAAGUCGGAUGGCAAAAUGGUCCACCGCACACUCUGCUCCAACAUACCCAAACUUCGCGCCAUCAGCCGAGCCUGCAACCAGAAGGAAUGCUCGGAACCAAUCUGGGUCUCAGGCGAAUGGGAGGAGUGCAGUAAAUCGUGCGGUAAAUCUGGUACUCAUACACGACCUGUUCGCUGUGUCAGAGCUGAACUGGACGGUUCGUACAAAGCCAUCAAUGCCAAAUACUGUAAUGAUGAUCGGCCCGAGGGACGCCGGGCAUGUAAUCGUCAUCUGUGCCCUGCGCAGUGGAGAACCGGACCCUGGUCUCAGUGCUCGGUGACGUGUGGUAAUGGAACUCAGGAACGGCAGGUUAUGUGCAGCACCCCUGACAAUGCCAUCGGCAUCUGUAUGGACAACAAACCUGAGAACAUCAAAACCUGUCUGCUGACCCCAUGUGCAAAUGACCGAGGGAACUUCCUCAUCCAGUGGCUCUCCAGAGCAGACCCCGAGCUCCCCGCACCCAAGAUCUCCUCUAGGUUACGCUGCAAAGGAGACAAAUCCAUUUUCUGUCGGAUGCAAGUUCUCAAUAAAUAUUGCUCCAAUCCCGGCUACAGGCAGAUGUGCUGCAAAUCCUGCAAAGAAGGCAACUACACUGCUGAAUUCAACCUUACCAGACCCUGGACCUUCACCACUUUUGCACCUUCAAUAACCUCCAUUCCUGCUCACACCACACCGAAGCCCAAAACCCCUUUAACAAUCACACCAUCAGUAAGCAGAUGGAGACCCACCACCGACCCUACACCUUCGAACUGCGUGACCACUUUGACCCCCACCAACAACAAGAGCCCUUUUCCCACUACAGACAAUCGCCGUCCCAGCACGGCCCAUUUUGAAGAAGAUACCAGCGUCCCCUUCAGCGAGGAGGAAACAUGGAGUGAAACUUCAACAGUACAUAUAGUGGAGUACAUCUCUCCAUCUACAAAGCCAUGGCCAACCACUCCCCAAUACACAAGUGCUCAUGAUGACCUCGACACCACUCGAAUGACUGCGACAAGCCCUCCUGCUAUAAUAAGGCUCCAUAAAUCAAAUGAUAAGAAGGAGAAUAACUCCAUUGACGUUUCUUACAGCAUUGUCAAUACAAAUGAAGUCUCACACAACCACCCCAUACCCAGAAAGCUAUUCCCAUUCCGAGAGAAAACGAAAAAUAAAAGAAUCCAAGAGCUCCUUGCAGAGAAGAGGAAAAACCAGGAGACUGAGAAAUAGCUUCUUGUGUUUGCUUAUCCCUGUUGAUCCUGUGGUGUUUUGUGAGUCUUUUUUCGAGGGAUUUUAAAGCCGCUACACUCACUCAUGGCAUUUAUGUUAUUAUUCAGGAAAUUGCAGCAGAUCUCAGUCUUUUGUGCGGUGUCUGUUGAGGCGUUUCAACACAUGCGAUCCUGAAAGAAAAACGACCGUAAUCGACGCUUAACGAAAAUGCAAAAAACCUUUGCGGGGAUUUGCCACGUUUGAAAACAGAUGGAAUAAACACAGGAGAGAAUUUGAAUUUCCAUUCGUCAGCUUCAGUCUGCAAGAUCAAAAGGAUAUUAUGAAUGCACUCGAAUGAAAGCUGGUUGCAUGUGUCCCUGUUUUGUAAUGAAGAGGCCCUAUAAUCAUGAUUUGUAUUUGGACACCAAAAAACAUUUUGCAAUAUUUCUCUGACCUGUCAUUCUAAAAGGUUUUGGAUUCAUUGUUGAAUGUUUUUCCAACAUCUGGUUCAUCUGCUGCAAUUCUCUAAAUUACAGAUUUUAUAACACUGACUGUCCAGUUACAAGAAUCCUUUAUAACACUGUUUAUUUAUGUUGAGCCAAAUGUUGAAAAACGCUGUUUUCAUACCAAUUGGGAGCUGUUCACACAAGACACACUCACUCAUGUGUUUAAAAACAUUUACCUAACAAACACAGAAUGUUACCCUAACAUGAGUAUUUGCUUCCCAUUUGUAACUUUUUGGGAAACAAAAAAUAUUGUUUUUUAGGUGUUAUUCCUGCAACCAAUAAAUAACAUUGCCAGAACGUUGCAAGAAAGGUUAUUUAUAGACAACCUAAAAAUAAUCUUCCUUAGUAAUUAUUUAUAAGUUUGAAAUUUUGCGAACAAAAACUAACCUACUCAGAACAUUAUGGGGACAAAAUAUUUAGCUGGAUAGGCAUAUUGCUUGGAUGCAACACACAGCAGGUGUCUUAAACACCUUAAAAAAUGAUUAUGAUCAGCUUCUAUCAUGUUUUAAAAUGUGGCAGCCAUGAGAUUACAGCAAAGUGACACAACAGUCGAAAACCUUGAUCAACCUAGAAUGUUUCUCUGGUUGUACAUUUGGUUAACAACCAAAAACUAACCUUCCCAGAAUGUUCUAGAAACCAACAAUCCAGCUUGGACCACAGUAGCCCUUUACAAAGUAUACUCUAGACAGGGCAUUUGGGACACAACCCAUAAGUAAAAUAUGCAAACAUUAUGUUGAAAGCCUUUGUUAUUCAGAAUCAGGAUAACAAAGUUCAAAAAUGGGAUAGAAAAAGAAUCAACAUUUUUUUGAAGGCAGGGAUGAGUCCUGUGUGAACGGCUCUUAAGAUCAUACGAAACAUUCCACAAUGACUAUUUCUUAGCUCAUUCAUCUUACUUAAGAUUUCAGUCAUCUAUUCAAGCUACAGAUUAAUGUUUGUAAAUAUGUACUAGAAUUUUAUUUUUUGUAUUUAUUAUUGACGUACCUGUGCUUUUCCCGAAGGCAUAUCUGUCCAUUUUGCGCUUUUUUUUGUGCAUGCGGCAUGAGUGAGAAUUCUGCACAUAUCAUGAAGCAGGUCAUGGACCAAUACUAUGAUUUAUUCACCACAUUGUCUGAGCACUGCAUUGGGGUUCUACAUUCUUGAUUCAUCACAUUCUUUAAUAAAUACGUUUGCAAUGAA
Triplophysa dalaica is the source of this 5616-nucleotide messenger RNA. RefSeq names its product ADAM metallopeptidase with thrombospondin type 1 motif, 2a (gene adamts2a). Gene Ontology annotation, cellular component: extracellular matrix. The record is from RefSeq and is a predicted model, not a curated record. The coding region runs from base 83 to 3955 and encodes 1290 amino acids. Gene Ontology annotation, biological process: extracellular matrix organization; proteolysis. Gene Ontology annotation, molecular function: metalloendopeptidase activity. The transcript has 22 exons. Lineage: Eukaryota; Metazoa; Chordata; Actinopteri; Cypriniformes; Nemacheilidae.